AUGCAACUGCUGUCUUCCUGCGUGCACUUCUGCGGUGACGCCGUCCGCCAUGCUCCGGCCCAGCCCUCCAUGCAGCGUCCUCUAGGACUGCGCAGACGACCCAGACAUCCUCACUCUGGGUCUCUCAGCGCGCAUGCGCCGAGGGCUCGCGGGACGGUAGCCCCACCCCCGGGUCGGGGCUGUGGGCGGGACCAGGCCUGGAAGCCCCCGCGGCCGCAUCCCUCGAGUUCCGUCCUCCGGGGAGUCAGUCGGUGGCGCCUGGUGAAUACAUGCUGCGUGGGAGGUUUACCCACUGGCUCUUUUCUCCCUCAGUUUUGCCAUGGGACUAGAAAUCUACUUCGGGGAGCCCGACUCCCCUGUGCCCGUCGAAGGUGGCGGCUGCGCGAGCUCGCUGGUGUCGGCAAUUUCCGCCCGGCUUCCGCCCGGCUUCGCCCGCGGCGUCUCUUCAGCGGCGGCAGCGGCGCCCUCUCGGCCCCGCCCACCGUGAUGUACGACCGGGCGCCCCGCUGGCUCCGAGUGGCUGUGGGCGGCGGCACCGCGGAGCACGUGGGCCCCGGGUCCUACCAGGUCCCGGUCCCGAAGCGGCGGGCGGCCGAUGGCUAUGCACCAUUUCUUUCUUUGACUGCCAGAGAAAGUACUUUUACUGUUGUCUCUCAUAUUGAAAAUGAUGUCCCAGGUCCAGGACACUAUAAUGUUUCAGAAGCACAGUAUAAUAUAAAAGGAGGCCAAAGUCUACAAAACCGAGAGAAGCGUUUUAAGAAUUUUAUUUCAGAUAACCCAGGACCUGCAAGUUAUGGACAGUCUUAUUGUGGAACACUAGGUAUCAUAAAGAAAGAAAUAAUAGAGCUUAAAGAUUGUCCUCAAUCAAAAAUUUUAAGAACACCUACAGUUACCAGAAAUGUAGAUGUUCCUUCAAUUCCUUCUUGUGGACAGUCAUAUGGUUAUAAUAUUAAUGAAGAUGGCGGAAUUACAAAAUGCUUUCCACCUGCAAGUGAUAGCACGCUGGGACCAGCAUACUACAAACCUCAGUUUGAUGUUUCCAUUGCAACUUUGAAAUACAAAGGUGUACAUUUUGGCAACUCUCCAGGAAGACAGGAGUUACCUAAAAAGUCAGGUCCUGGUCCUGGACAGUAUGAAAUAGUAAAGGAAAAGAUACUACAUUGUGAAAAUAUUAAUGUCAAGAAAGACCAACAGCAAAAUUAUUGCCCAAACAUCCCACGAUUUUAUGAAGAAAUAGAACUGCAAGAGGAAAAAAAGGGAGUACCAGGGCCCGGAAGCUAUGACAUUAAAAGUCAAUUUCAGAAGACUGAAAGUAUCACACCGAGUGUAAUUGGUGCGUCCCCUGCUUUUCUUUCUCAAUCCCAGGUUCUGUGCAGCCUGCUCGUACGGAGCAACCAGGGCCACUGGGCCCGCCCUCCUGAUGCCUCACGGACUGCACAUACUCCGUGGUGA
Chinchilla lanigera (long-tailed chinchilla) is the source of this 1452-nucleotide messenger RNA. Its product is annotated as sperm-tail PG-rich repeat-containing protein 2-like. The record is from RefSeq and is a predicted model, not a curated record. The transcript is spliced from 9 exons. Lineage: Eukaryota; Metazoa; Chordata; Mammalia; Rodentia; Chinchillidae. Bases 1 to 1452 code for a protein of 483 amino acids.